This is a messenger RNA of Populus trichocarpa (black cottonwood), 1235 nucleotides long. RefSeq names its product probable ribose-5-phosphate isomerase 3, chloroplastic. Gene Ontology annotation, biological process: pentose-phosphate shunt, non-oxidative branch. The transcript has a single exon. The coding region runs from base 180 to 1043 and encodes 287 amino acids. The record is from RefSeq and is a predicted model, not a curated record. Gene Ontology annotation, molecular function: ribose-5-phosphate isomerase activity. NCBI's taxonomy places the organism in Eukaryota, Viridiplantae, Streptophyta, Magnoliopsida, Malpighiales, Salicaceae.
AACAAUCUCAUCCAACAACCUAAAAAAAAACAGCUAUGAGUCUGUUUGUCUUCCUCGUUUCUUCCCACGAGUACGAACAAACUUAUAACAACCACACCACUUUGGACUAAGAUCGAACAACCCAUUAAAAAAACAAAACCACCUCUCAUUUCCCAAUCCCUCUACCACCACCACCUACCAUGGCCUCCUUAUCCUUCCUCUCCCCUCCUUCCUCCUCCUCUCUUUCCUCCCUCCACAACACCACCCCUUCCUCCUCCCGCCUCUUCUUACGCACACCCUCCCUUAACCUCCGCGCCCCAACCAAAAUCUUCUCCCUUAAAGCCCAAUCCGCCCCAGUCCUCACCCAAGACGAACUUAAAAAGAUCGCAGCCGACAAAGCCGUCGAGUAUGUCAAAUCCGGCAUGGUCCUCGGCCUUGGAACCGGCUCUACCGCCGCCUUCGUGGUAGCCAAACUCGGCGAGCUCUUAAAAACCGGUGAACUGACAAAUAUCAUUGGAGUCCCAACUUCAAAACGCACAGAAGAACAGGCUCGUUCUCUUAACAUCCCUCUUUCAAUACUCGAUGACCACCCCCACAUUGAUCUUGCCAUUGACGGGGCUGAUGAGGUGGACCCACUACUUAAUUUAGUGAAGGGUCGCGGCGGAGCCCUUUUAAGAGAGAAAAUGGUUGAAGCAGCAUCAGAUGAGUUUGUUGUUGUUGCUGAUGAGACUAAGCUUGUUGAUGGUCUUGGUGGAAGUAAACUGGCAAUGCCAGUUGAAGUAGUGCAAUUUUGUUGGAAAUUUAAUUUGGUGAGGUUACAAGAGUUGUUUAAAGAUGAAGGGGUUGAGGCUAAAUUGAGAGUUGGUGAAGAUGGGAAGCCCUAUGUGACCGAUAAUUUUAAUUAUAUUGUUGAUUUGUAUUUUGAGAAUCCGAUUAAAGAUGGAUAUGCGGCCGGAAAGGAGAUUUCGGGGCUUGAAGGUGUUGUGGAACAUGGGUUGUUUUUGGAUAUGGCGACCGCGGUUAUUAUUGCUGGGAAGACUGGAGUUGAGGUUAAAAGCAAGUGAGAAUUUCGAAUCUUGUGUUAUAUGAUGGUUUUGUUAUAUUAACACUGUUGUUGUUCGUUAUUUUUGUUGCGGUGAAUUUGAGCUGUUGGGACUCUAGUUGGAUAUUCUUGUUACUUUUCUCAUUAGUUUAGGAAUGGAAAUGUGAAAUAAUGUGAAAUGAUCAAAAUGAAUGAAGUGGUUGUUUCAUGGUUA